This is a messenger RNA of Mesocestoides corti, 921 nucleotides long. NCBI's taxonomy places the organism in Eukaryota, Metazoa, Platyhelminthes, Cestoda, Cyclophyllidea, Mesocestoididae. The record is from the annotation of a GenBank genome assembly.
AUGAAAUGGCUCUCGGAGUUUGUGCAUUCACUGGGAUUAAAAUUUGGAAUCUACCUGGACUUUGGAACGAAAACGUGCGGAGGCUAUCCAGGAAGCAUGGAAUUUCUGCAAUUGGAUGCUAAAACUAUGGCCGAAUGGGGCGUUGACUACGUUAAAAUGGACGCCUGCUAUAGCGACACUAAGAUUCAAGCCAAUGGCUUCGCAGAGUUCGAGCACUACUUGAACGCCACGAACCGACCAAUCGUCUUCGCAUGCAGCUACCCAGCCUACCAGGCGUGGAGGGAUGAACCGGGACUCAAUUGGACUCAACUCUCUGAAAACUGCAACCUUUGGCGAAUGCUUGACGAUGUCCAGGACUCCUGGGUGUCAGUGAGAUCGAUAAUGAAGCAAUACGAAGCCAAUCGGAAGACCCUAAUGCCGGUCUCCGGUCCGGGACACUGGAACGACCUUGACAUGCUGCUAGGAGGCAAUUUUGGACUCUCAUUGGACGAGACUCGAGUCCAGUUCGGCAUGUGGGCGAUGCACGCCGCACCCCUUAUCCUCUCCGUCGAUCUGGCUGUCAUGCGACCCGAUGUUAAGAAGAUUCUCCAAGCAGAAGUGGUCAUUCGUGUGAAUCAGGAUAAACUCGGACUGCCGAGCGACCUCAUUAUGCCCGAUUUAGGCAUAAAGGUUUGGAGGAAAAAGUUGGCGGAUUUCAACCAAGGUUGGGCUCUGGCCUUUGUCUACCUGAAUGACGAGGCUGGGCAUCCCACAGCCCUUGUAACCAGCCUCAACGACCUCGGAAUCCACGGAAAGGACGCCGCCUUCAAACUGAUCGAUGCGUUCACCGGGGAGGAAGUUCUCACCACAACUGCUUCCGAUCCUUUCGAGGUUCGGAUUAACCCCAGUGGAAUCGUGAUGCUUGUCGUUCAACCUCUCUGA